UCAGAGCCAUGAAGAGCCCUGAAUCAGCGGAUAUCGAGCUUAAAGCCCGCCGAAUUGCCUAUCAAAUGAGCCGGGAGCUUGAAAAAACUGAUGUUCGGGAUGAUUUUCAGAAUGCACUGCUCUCCCUGCCAAUGUCUGAAACUGACAAAAAUGUCGGUUUCAAUGCAUUUCUCAAACUACAAGUCGACAUUAAAGAAUCACUGAAAAACUAUUCGAAAUUCGGAAAAAAAUCCAAUUUUUUGAAACUUCUCACCGCCAAACAACUCAAAUCUCUGGACCACAUGUUAAAAUCCACGUCUCCAGAUGUCGAAAUUAACGAAAAAAACGAUAAAAUCUGGGAAAACGGGUCAUUUUCCGGAGAGCAUGUGGUUGCGAAAACUGUGAAAAUUGUUGAUGGCGUGGCGGCACAUUUGCCGGAGCAUCCGAUUCCGGCAAAUAUUCCACCGUUACACGUCGCACAGCUUUAUGAUGACGAUUUUGAGCAAGAAGAUGAGGAUGACUUGGAAUGGUUAAGCAGUCAGCCGGGUGGAUCAUCAAGCAGAAUUCCGGAUGUUCCAUCGGAACCCCUUCCAAGAUCAGCUGGGAUCUCUGAAAAAGUACCGGAAAAACAGAUGUCUACUAGGAAAAUCGUUUCGCGAGCCCGUCAAAUCGCGAAAAGUGACGCACAAAUUCAAACGGAGCAAAUUGAGAAAGAACGGGUUGAUACAGCAGAAAUCGGCACGAAUUGCAAUAUAAUAGUGACACCACGCGUCUUGGAGAACGAUGACCCCCGGGGAUCGGAAUUCGUGGAAAAAUCCCCAUUUCUCUCACCAAUCAGCACAGCAAUAUCGGAUAUCAGUGAGGGAGAAGUAGUGCAGUUACGGUCAACGGACAAUGUGAUUACUGUAACAAGUCGAGGAAGAAUCGUGGCGACACCACGUGUCAUUGAGGAUGAUGAUGUGGUAGAUCACCACUUUGGCUCCUUCGACUCAAAUGUGCUUGUAGAAAAAUCGACGAGCCCGUUUGGUGUGGCAGAAGUUGAUAUGUCGAUCUCGUCGGCGCAUAGCCAUUUUGAAUAAAAUUAUUGAUUUAUUGAU
This is a messenger RNA of Caenorhabditis elegans, 1076 nucleotides long. RefSeq names its product DUF4476 domain-containing protein (gene Y71G12B.35). Bases 9 to 1058 code for a protein of 349 amino acids. The transcript is spliced from 5 exons. Lineage: Eukaryota; Metazoa; Nematoda; Chromadorea; Rhabditida; Rhabditidae. The record is from RefSeq and is marked reviewed.